Brassica napus (rape) is the source of this 9245-nucleotide messenger RNA. Its product is annotated as NAD(P)H-quinone oxidoreductase subunit H, chloroplastic. The transcript is spliced from 2 exons. The record is from RefSeq and is a predicted model, not a curated record. Lineage: Eukaryota; Viridiplantae; Streptophyta; Magnoliopsida; Brassicales; Brassicaceae. Gene Ontology annotation, molecular function: quinone binding; NADH dehydrogenase (ubiquinone) activity; NAD binding. Bases 2821 to 4002 code for a protein of 393 amino acids.
UUUUUUUUUCAAUUUUGCGUUGAACAACUGUCUAUUUCUAUUUUUCUAGGUAUUAUUAAUAUUCCAAGAAUUACUACACAACUUUUUGUUGAUUCAACAAAAAAAAUUCUUGAUGUAUAUAUUUACAAGAAUGAGGAAAAUGGAGAAAAAAAAAAAAAAAAAAAUACCAUUUAUUUUAUUUCGACUAUAAAAAAUUUCAUAUCAAAAAAAAAUUUUUUUAGUUAUGACUUAUGCUCUUUAUCACAAGCAUAUGUAUUUUACAAAUUAUCACAAAUUCAAGUUAGUAACUUUUCUAAAUUAAAGUCUUUUUUUGAAUAUAACAUAUACAUAACAUCCUUUUUUGUUAAGAAUCAAAUAAAAGAUUUUUUUAAAGAACAAGGAAUCUUUCAUUAUGAAUGGAAAGAUAAAACCCUUUUAAAUUCCGAAAUAAAUCAAUGGAAAAACUGGUUACGAAGUCAUUCUCAAUAUAAUUUACCUCAGAUUGCAUGGGCUAGAUUAGUAACCCAAAAAUGGAAAAAAAAACUAAACCAAGACUCUCUAGUUCUAAAUCCAAGUUUAAACAAAGUGGAUUCAUACGAAAAAAAAAUUUUUGAUAAUUACAAAAAACAAAAUUUUUGUGAGGCUAACUUAUUUUUCAAUCCAAAACAUAAACAGAAUUUCAAAAAGGAUUCUAUAUAUAAUCUUUUUUGCUACAAAUCUAUUCAUUCUACAGAAAAAUUUUUUGAUAUGUCUACAGGCCUAGAAAAUUUUUUAAUCUCUUGUUUUCUAGAAAAAUAUAAUAUUCGCAGUAUAGGGGAAAUUUUGCAUAGAAAAUAUUUGGAUUGGAGAAUUCUCAACUUUUGGUUUAGAAAAAAAGUAAAUAUUGAGCUUGAUACUAGGAGUAAAAAAAAAUAUAUUAAAACUAAAGUUAAGAAUUAUAAAAGAAUUUAUAAAAUAACUAAGACGAGUCUUGCCAAUCAAAAAAUAAAUUUUUUUGAUUGGAUGGGAAUGAAUGAAGAAAUACUAAAUCCUCGUAUAACAAAUUUUGACUUUUUUUUCUUUCCAGAAUUUUUCUUAUUUUCUAGUACAUAUAAAAUGAAACCGUGGGUCAUACCAAUUAAAUCACUUCUUUUCAAUUUUAAUGAAACAAAAAAUGUGAAUAAACAGAUCACCCUAAAGAAAAAAGGUUUUAUACCAUCAAACGAAAAAAAAUUCCUUCGGUUUUUUAAUCUAAAUAAAGAAGAAAACGAAUCAGCAGGUCAAGAAGAGUUUGAAUCAGAUAAAGAAACAAAAAUAAAUACGGAAUCAGCUCUAUCAAAGCAAGAAAAAAAUAUUGAAGAAAAUUAUACAGAAUCGAAGAUAAAAAAACGUAAAAAUAAAAAAAAACCAAAAAGCAAUACCGAAGCGGAACUUGACUUAUUUCUCAAAAGGUAUUCGCGUUUUCAAUUGCGAUGGAAUUGUUUUUUUAAUCAAAAAAUCCUCAAUAAUGUAAAAGCAUACUGUCUCUUGGUUAGACUAAAAAAUCCAACCGAGAUAACGAUAUCUUGUAUUGAAAGAGGAGAGAUGAGCUUAGAUAUUCUAAUGAUUGAGAAGAAUUUCACUUUUUCAAAAUUAAUGAAAAAAGGAAUAUUGAUUGUUGAACCUGUUCGUUUGUCUGUAAAAAACGACGGCCAACUUAUUAUAUAUAGAACCAUCGGGAUUUCAUUGGUUCAUAAAAAUAAACAAAAAAUAAGUAAAAGAUCAAAAAAAAAAAGCUAUAUUUAUAAAAAAAAAAGUUUAAAUUUCUUUGUCCCUGAAACUAUUCUAUCCCCUAAACGACGUAAAGAAUUUCGAAUUCUAAUUUGUUUCAAUUUAAAAAAAAAAAUGCAAGGGAUAGAAAUUCAAAAUUUGAUACAAAUAUUCAAAACUUGACCACAGUUUUGAAUAAAAAGAAAGAUCUUGAUAAGGAUAAAAAAAACCUAAUUAAAUUAAAAUCCUUUCUUUGGCCCAAUUUUCGAUUAGAAGAUUUAGCUUGUAUGAAUCGCUAUUGGUUUAAUACGACUAAUGGAAAUCAUUUCAGUAUGAUAAGAAUACACAUGUAUACGCGAUUUCAAAUGCAUUAAUGGUAGAUCCUUUUUACUAUAUUUUGACUAUAUAUAUAGUAUUAAGUUACGGUAUAUGAACAAUAUAUAAUAUAAGUUACGGUAUAUGAAAACAAUUGGAUGCACAAAUGUGAGGGAUUUUUUUUAAUUCAAUCUUUAUACAUGAGAUUCAUUGAAUUAAUGACAUAGAUACCACUCAGAGCGAAUUCAUAAAUAAAUUUUUAAAAUCCUCCUUUUUUAGAUCGAAAUUUAAACUUUUUUUUUAUAAAAUUAAGAAUUAAUAAGUUGAUAAUUAAAUUCGGAUCCUUGUACAAAAAAACUACCAUUAUUAUUACUGAUCAGUAAAAUUCAUAUCUUUCAAUUCAUAUUAAAAAGGGAAGGAUUUCUUUUUAUGAUAAAAAAUACAUUCAUUUCAUUUCAAGAAAAAAAAGAAGAAAGCAAGGGAUCUGUUGAAUUUCAAGUAGUCAGUUUCACUAAUAAGAUACGAAGACUUACUUCACAUUUGGAAUUGCACAGAAAAGAUUAUUUAUCUCAGAGAGGUCUACGAAAAAUUCUGGGAAAACGUCAACGACUGCUGGCUUAUUUGUCAAAAAAAAAUAGAGUACGUUAUAAAGAAUUAAUUAAUCAGUUGAAUAUUCGGGAAUUAAAAACUCGUUAAAUUCCAAAAUUGUGAAUUAGUUAAUUUUUUAGAUCUUGAAUUUUUGAAUAAACUUCUUUUUCAGCAAUCUAAUUCAUACCAGAACGAAUCAAGGAAAAACUUAUGAAGAGACCAGUUACAGGAAAAGAUCUUAUGAUAGUCAAUAUGGGACCUCACCACCCAUCCAUGCACGGUGUUCUUCGCUUAAUUGUUACUCUAGACGGUGAGGAUGUUGUUGAUUGUGAACCCAUAUUGGGUUAUUUACACAGAGGAAUGGAAAAAAUUGCAGAAAACCGAGCAAUUAUACAAUAUUUACCUUAUGUAACGCGGUGGGAUUAUUUAGCUACUAUGUUUACAGAAGCAAUAACAGUAAACGGACCCGAACAAUUAGGAAAUAUUCAAGUUCCUAAAAGAGCCAGCUAUAUCAGAGUAAUUAUGCUAGAAUUGAGUCGUAUAGCUUCUCAUCUGUUAUGGCUUGGCCCUUUUAUGGCAGAUAUUGGGGCACAGACUCCCUUUUUCUAUAUUUUCAGAGAACGAGAAUUUGUAUAUGAUCUAUUCGAAGCUGCCACCGGUAUGAGAAUGAUGCAUAAUUUUUUUCGUAUUGGAGGAAUAGCGGCGGAUUUACCUUAUGGUUGGAUAGAUAAAUGCUUGGAUUUUUGUGAUUAUUUUUUAACAGAGGUUGUUGAAUAUCAAAAACUUAUUACACGAAAUCCUAUUUUUUUAGAACGAGUUGAAGGCGUUGGGAUUAUUGGUGGGGAAGAAGCAAUAAAUUGGGGUUUAUCCGGACCAAUGUUACGCGCAUCCGGAAUACCAUGGGAUCUUCGUAAAGUUGAUCGUUAUGAGUCUUACGAUGAAUUUGAAUGGGAAAUUCAGUGGCAAAAACAAGGAGAUUCAUUAGCUCGUUAUUUAGUACGACUUAGCGAAAUGACAGAAUCCAUCAAAAUUAUUCAACAGGCUCUGGAAGGACUUCCGGGGGGUCCCUAUGAAAAUUUAGAAAGCAGAGGCUUUGAUAAAAAAAGGAAUCCAGAGUGGAAUGAUUUUGAAUAUCGAUUCAUUAGUAAAAAACCUUCCCCUACUUUUGAAUUAUCGAAACAAGAACUUUACGUAAGAGUUGAAGCUCCAAAAGGGGAAUUGGGAAUUUUUCUCAUAGGAGAUCAAAGUGGUUUUCCUUGGAGAUGGAAAAUCCGACCGCCGGGUUUUAUUAAUUUGCAAAUUCUUCCUGAACUAGUUAAAAGAAUGAAAUUGGCUGAUAUUAUGACGAUACUCGGUAGCAUAGAUAUAAUUAUGGGAGAAGUUGAUCGUUAAAAUGAUAAUUUAUGCAACAGAAGUACAAACAAUAAAUUCUUUUCUUAGAUUGGAAUCUUUAAAAGAGGUCUAUGGACUCAUAUGGAUAUUUGUCCCUAUAUUUUCUCUUGUAUUGGGAAUCAUAACUGGUGUACUAGUAAUUGUGUGGUUAGAAAGAGAAAUAUCUGCAGGGAUACAACAACGUAUUGGACCUGAAUACGCCGGCCCGUUAGGAAUUCUUCAAGCUUUAGCCGACGGGACAAAACUACUUUUCAAAGAAGAUCUUCGUCCAUCUAGAGGAAAUACUCCUUUAUUUAGUAUUGGACCAUCUAUAGCAGUUAUCUCUAUUUUACUAAGUUAUUCAGUAAUUCCUUUUAGCAAUCACCUUGUUUUAGCGGAUCUCAAUAUCGGUAUUUUUUUAUGGAUUGCCAUCUCAAGUGUUGCUCCGAUCGGACUUCUUAUGUCAGGAUAUGGAUCAAAUAAUAAAUAUUCUUUUUUAGGUGGUCUGCGAGCUGCUGCUCAAGCGAUUAGUUAUGAAAUACCAUUAACUCUAUGUGUUUUAUCAAUAUCUCUACUAUCUAACAGUUUAAGUACAGUUGAUAUAGUUGAGGCACAAUCAAAAUAUGGUUUUUGGGGAUGGAAUUUGUGGCGUCAACCUAUAGGUUUUAUCAUUUUUCUAAUUUCUUCCCUAGCAGAAUGCGAGAGGUUACCUUUUGAUUUACCAGAAGCGGAAGAAGAAUUAAUAGCAGGUUAUCAAACUGAAUAUUCCGGUAUCAAAUUUGGUUUAUUUUAUGUUGCUUCUUAUCUAAAUCUAUUAAUUUCCUCAUUAUUUGUAACAGUUCUAUACUUAGGCGGUUGGAAUAUUUCUAUUCCGUAUAUAUCUAUGCUGGAGCUAUUUGAAAAGGAUCAAAUUUUUGGAACAACAAUUGGUAUCUUUAUUACAUUAGCUAAAACUUAUUUGUUCUUGUUCAUUUCUAUCGCAACCAGAUGGACUUUACCUAGGCUAAGAAUGGAUCAACUAUUAAAUCUUGGAUGGAAAUUUCUUUUACCGAUUUCCCUUGGUAAUCUAUUAUUAACAACUUCUUUCCAACUCUUUUCACUCUAAAUUGAAAAUCAAUCCAAGAUAUUCAUUACUUGUUUUAAACAAGAGAAAGAAACAAAGAUCAAAUUAUUCAUAGAUAAUUACAAUAUGCUUCCUAUGAUAACCGGGUUCAUGAAUUAUGGUCAACAAACCCUACGAGCUGCAAGGUAUAUUGGUCAGGGUUUCAUGAUUACCUUAUCCCACACAAAUCGUUUACCUGUAACUAUUCAAUAUCCCUAUGAAAAAUUAAUAACAUCAGAACGUUUCCGCGGUCGAAUCCAUUUCGAAUUUGAUAAAUGCAUUGCUUGUGAAGUAUGUGUUCGAGUAUGUCCUAUAGAUCUGCCGGUUGUUGAUUGGAAAUUGGAAACUAAUAUUCGAAAAAAACGAUUGCUUAAUUACAGUAUUGAUUUUGGAAUUUGUAUAUUUUGUGGUAAUUGUGUUGAGUAUUGUCCAACAAAUUGUUUGUCAAUGACUGAAGAAUAUGAGUUUUCAACUUAUGAUCGUCACGAGUUGAAUUAUAAUCAAAUCGCUUUGGGGCGUUUACCAAUGUCAGUAAUUGACGAUUAUACUAUUCGAACAAUUUUGAAUUCACCUCAAACAAAAAAUGGGUAAACCCAUUAAUUUUAUUAAAAAAAGAAUGCAAAACUGUUGAAUUAUAUUAUAUAAAGAAUUUAAUUAAAAACUUGUAUUUAUAGAAUAAUAUUAAGUAUUAAGGCUCAUCCUUUUAAUAUAAUAUUUUCGUAAUUAUUAUCUUGCUUGAAAUAGAUAGGUUGAAAAUAUUAGAAUAAAAAAGCGAAACUGUCUAAUAAUUGUAUCUACAUCAAUUAAUAUUCAUUAGAUUCUAAUUUCACUCUAUUAGAAACAUAUUAAAAAAAAAUUCCCCGGUUAAAUUAAUAAGGUCAUGAAAAGGAUUUCUAUUUUUUCUUUUUUUAAUAAUAUAAUGGAUUUGCCUGGAAAAAUACAUGAUUUUCUUUUAGUUUUUCUGGGAUCUGGUCUUCUAGUAGGAGGUCUGGGAGUGGUAUUACUUCCUAACCCAAUAUUUUCAGCCUUUUCCUUAGGAUUUGUUCUUGUUUGUAUAUCUUUAUUGUAUAUUCUAGCAAAUUCCCAUUUUGUAGCUGCUGCACAACUCCUUAUUUACGUGGGAGCCAUAAAUGUUUUAAUCAUAUUUGCUGUGAUGUUCAUGAAUGAUUCCGAAUAUUCCAUAGAUUUCAAUCUGUGGACUGUUGGGAAUGGGAUUACUUCAGUGGUUUGUACAACUAUUCUUUUUUCAUUAAUUUCUACUAUUCUCGAUACGUCAUGGUACGGGGUUAUUUGGACUACAAGAUUAAACCAGAUUUUAGAACAAGAUUUAAUAAGUAAUAGUCAACAAAUAGGAAUUCAUUUAUCAACAGAUUUUUUUCUUCCAUUUGAACUCAUUUCAAUAAUUCUUUUAGUUGCUUUGAUAGGUGCAAUUUCUGUGGCUCGUCAAUAAAAAAGGUUCCAAUUAGUAAAGACCAAAGAAAACUUUGUGUUUGUGUAUGUUAUGAUAUUUUUUUCCGUUCAUUCAAUUUGAUUGAAUACUAUUUCAUUUUUUAAAUAUAAAUUUUUAUAUUUUAUAUAUAUUUGAAAUUUUUUCCCUAAUAUAGUUUUUAUUCGUACUUUGUUGUUAUAUUCUAGUUGAUUGAAUCCGGUGAAUUGUUUUUAUUAUUCAUAUUGAUAAUGAAUCAAAAUUGAUAAGGAGUUGCUCAAUGAUACUCGAACAUGUACUUGUUUUGAGUGCCUAUUUAUUUUUGAUUGGUCUUUAUGGAUUGAUCACGAGUCGAAAUAUGGUUAGGGCUCUUAUGUGCCUUGAACUUAUACUCAAUGCAGUUAAUAUGAAUCUCGUAACAUUUGCUGAUUUUUUUGAUAAUUCCCAACUAAAAGGGGAUAUUUUCUGCAUUUUUGUUAUAGCAAUUGCAGCCGCUGAAGCAGCUAUUGGAUUAGCUAUAGUCUCGUCAAUUUAUCGUAACAGAAAAUCAACUCGCAUCAACCAAUCGACCUUAUUAAAUAAGUAGCAUAAAUCAAAAAAUUAUAGGUUUAAAUUUGCAUAUAUGAUAGGUUAUGACUUACUAGAUUAAAUUUGUGAAAAUUUAAGAAAUCAAAGUAUUUUAGCCCCAUUUUUUACCAAUUGAGCCAGAAUUCAUUAAAAAAUUCUAUUAAAAGAAAUCAUUGCUUCAUCUAGUAUUUUAAUUUAAUAUAUCAUUUAGUUAUAAGUUUACUAGAUUGAAAAUUUAUGACAUUAAAAAAACUAUAGAUCCUAUGUCACAUUCAGUAAAAAUUUAUGAUACCUGUAUAGGAUGUACUCAGUGUGUCCGAGCAUGUCCUACAGACGUAUUAGAAAUGAUACCUUGGGAUGGAUGUAAAGCUAAGCAAAUAGCUUCUGCCCCAAGAACCGAGGAUUGUGUUGGUUGUAAGAGAUGUGAAUCUGCCUGUCCAACGGAUUUUUUGAGCGUUCGAGUUUAUUUAUGGCAUGAAACAACUCGAAGCAUGGGUCUAGCUUAUUAAUACGUUACCGAAAACCUGAUUUGAAUAAAUUUGGAAUACAUUUUAUUUUUUUAUUGACAAGUACUCGUACUCAAAAAAGUUCAAUUAUAUUUUUUUAUUUAUAUAUUUUUUGAGUACGCGUUCUUUGGACCUGGUGUAUCUUGUCUUUACCACGAAUGAUUUUCCUUGGUUAACAAUAAUUGUUGUUUUUCCAAUAUCUGCCGGUUCAUUAAUGUUAUUUCUCCCGCAUAGGGGAAAUAAAGUUAAUAAGUGGUAUACUAUAUGCAUUUGUAUCUUAGAACUUCUUCUAACGACUUACGCUUUUUGUUAUAAUUUUAAACUGGACGAUCCAUUAAUUCAACUGUCCGAAGAUUAUAAAUGGAUCAAUCUUUUUGAUUUUUAUUGGAGACUGGGAAUAGAUGGACUUUCUAUAGGAACGAUUUUACUGACCGGAUUUAUUACUACUUUAGCUACUUUAGCGGCUUUUCCAGUUACUCGGGAUUCCCGAUUAUUCUAUUUCCUGAUGUUAGCAAUGUACAGCGGCCAAAUAGGAUCGUUUUCUUCUCGGGAUAUUUUACUUUUUUUCAUCAUGUGGGAAUUAGAAUUAAUUCCCGUUUAUCUCCUUUUAUCCAUGUGGGGUGGAAAGAAACGUUUGUAUUCAGCUACAAAAUUUAUUUUAUACACUGCAGGAAGUUCUAUUUUUUUAUUAAUAGGAGUUUUAGGUAUAAGUUUAUAUGGUUCGAACGAACCAACAUUAAAUUUAGAACUAUUAGGGAAUCAAGCCUAUCCGGUCACACUCGAAAUACUCUUUUAUAUUGGAUUUCUUAUUGCUUUUGCCGUCAAAUCACCGAUUAUACCUUUACAUACUUGGUUACCUGACACCCACGGCGAGGCACAUUACAGUACCUGUAUGCUUCUCGCUGGAAUCUUAUUAAAAAUGGGAGCAUAUGGAUUGGUUCGAAUCAAUAUGGAAUUAUUACCUCACGCUCAUUCUAUGUUUUCUCCUUGGUUGAUGGUAGUCGGUACAAUCCAAAUAAUUUAUGCAGCUUCAACAUCUCCCGGUCAACGUAAUUUAAAAAAGAGAAUAGCCUAUUCUUCUGUAUCUCAUAUGGGUUUUAUAAUUAUAGGUAUUGGUUCUAUAACGGAUCCUGGGCUUAAUGGAGCUAUUUUACAAAUAAUCUCUCAUGGAUUUAUUGGCGCUGCACUUUUUUUCUUGGCAGGAACUAGUUAUGAUAGAAUCCGGCUUGUUUAUCUUGAUGAAAUGGGUGGAAUGGCUAUCUCCAUUCCAAAGAUAUUUACAAUGUUCACUAUCUUAUCGAUGGCUUCCCUUGCAUUACCGGGCAUGAGUGGUUUUGUUGCCGAAUUAAUCGUUUUUUUUGGAAUAAUUACCAGCCAAAAAUAUUUCUUAAUUUCAAAAAUUUUAAUUAUUUUUGUAAUGGCAAUUGGAAUGAUAUUAACUCCUAUAUAUUUAUUAUCUAUGUCACGUCAAAUGUUCUAUGGAUACAAGUUAAUUAAUGCCAAAAACUUUUCUUUUUUUGAUUCUGGACCCCGAGAGUUAUUUCUUUCAAUCUCUAUUCUUCUACCCAUAAUUGGUAUUGGGAUUUAUCCUGAUUUUGUGCUCUCAUUAGCAAGUGACAAGGUCGAAUCCAUUUUAUCUAAUUAUUUUUAUGGAUAGUUUUCA